Molecule: messenger RNA, 1311 nt
Organism: Zasmidium cellare ATCC 36951
Lineage: Eukaryota; Fungi; Ascomycota; Dothideomycetes; Mycosphaerellales; Mycosphaerellaceae
Exons: 3
Coding region: 1-1311 (436 amino acids)
Source: RefSeq, a predicted model, not a curated record
AUGGGCUCCGAAAGCCGUCCCCUCCAGACGAAAGGCAUCUUUCGCAACCUGCCCACGUUCGAUCCUUCGAUCAAGGGCAAAGUAGCCCUUGUCACCGGCGCCAAUGGCAUCUCAGGGUUCCAUACGAUGCGAGUCCUGCUGGAGAGCCCCGAGCGAUGGACCAAAGUAUGGGCAGCAAGCCGCCGACCUCCUCCGCCUGAAAUGCUCAACCUACUCCCGAAAGAGGCGCGUUCUCGAGUCGAACAUGUAGCUUGCGAUUUCCUUUCUUCGCCGGAAGAGAUCGCCAAGCAAUUCAAGGAGAAGGGUGUCACUGCUGAUGCAGUCUUUUUCUACUCCUAUGCCCAGCCACCUCCAAAGGGCUCGGCUUGGAGCAAUGCACAAGAGCUCUGUGAUGUCAAUUCCGCUCUGCUUGACAACUUCCUCGGCUCGCUCGACAUCGCAGGAAUCAAGCCCUCUCGAAUCCUCCUUCAGACCGGCGCGAAGAACUACAACAUUCACCAAGGACCGGCUCGUACACCUUUCGUUGAGAGUGCGCCCAGGGUCAACGUUGAGCCAAACUUCUACUAUCCCCAAGAAGAUUCGCUUUGGAAAUACUGUCAAGAUCAUGGCUCUGCAUGGAACGUCAUAUGUCCUGCGUGGAUUAUUGGGGCAGUCAACAACGCGGCCAUGAACGCCCUGCAUCCAUUCGCGGUGCUUGCGGCAGUGCAGGCUCACAAGGGAGAAAAGACCGAAUUCCCUGGGACAUACGAGAGUUGGCUGGCCAACACUGAGCACAGCACGGCGUAUCUCACUGGAUAUCUGUCUGAAUGGGCCGUGCUGGAAGACAAGUGCAAGAAUCAGAAGUUCAAUGCCUCUGAUGCCUGCCUUGUUGCGAACAAUCGCUUAUGGCCCGAAAUCGCGAGAUGGUAUGGCACAACGUCUGUGGAACAGCCAGAGCUCGACGAAUCCAAGAUCACAACAAUCCGUGGCGAACCUGGUCCUACCCCACUAGGCUACGGACCCCCAAUGACCGUGCGAUUUGCGUGGUCCUUCCAGGAGUGGGCUUCAAAGCCCGAAAACCAGAAAGCAUGGGAGGAGAUCAUGAAGAAACAUAACCUCACCGACAACCCGUUCAAAGAUGUCAAAGCCGGGUUCGAAUUCGGAGACAUGGCAGCGAAUCCUUACGGCGUCCCGAGCAUGAACAAGGCGAGGUUUUUUGGUUGGAGCGGAUUCGUGGACACGCAUGAGAGUUUGUUCAUGGCGUACAGUGAGAUGAGCAAGAUUGGCAUGUUGCCACCACCUGUGGUUGACAAGGCCAAUCCGUUGAUCUGA